AUGAGCGACUUCAAAUUCAACGGCCACAAGAUCGACGUGGAUCUCAUUGCAUCCAUCACCAAACUGUUGGAUGCCAACGGAAUUCCCAAUGUCAUGUGGGGCCCUUACGUUUUGGAACGGUAUGGAGCGGAUCUUUGGAUCCAGGACCUUACUUUUGUUAUCCCUGACCCACACAUCGACAGAGCGCGCGAGAUCCUCCUCGCAGCCAACUUCCCUCCCUGCCCCGAAGGGGACGACUGUCACCUCGUCCAGCCAAUUUGCAGACUCCCGCAUUCCUACGCGCACUUCAUCCUUGACGCCAGGGGCCCAGAACCCCACGACCACAACGGCAAAACCGGGUUUUGGCAUCCGUUUCGCCUGGAGCUGCACAAAAAGUCUCGACUGCUGUGGGCGUUGCCGGACAUCCCACUAGGCGCGCCAGCCCCGGAUGAUCCCAACUACAUGCUGGUCACCGAUGAUCGGCUCGACGAGUAUAACCCAAUAUCAAGGACAGGCCGAGUGCCACAUACUCACUACCCCGUCAAAAUGCCCACGCUUCCGCGCUACGCCGAGUCGUUAGCCUAUGGCUAUCUUCGCGAGCGGAGUCCUGGGGGUGACCAGCGCAACCGUCGAGCAAGGUUUUUUCUGCGUGAGAUGACCUACAUUGGUCUGUACUCCAAGCUGGAGCCGGCUGAUCUUGAACCUCGCAUUCAACGCUUCUGGGCGCUUCGGUACCACCCCGACGGUUAUCACCCACUGUUUCGUUAUAGCACCGCACUGGCGGCGGAAUUGAGGACUGCGAAUUUCUUCCCCCAGGAGGAGGAAGAAGGAGAAGUACAGGAGAGCGCCAGUGGGAAGACAUGA
Molecule: messenger RNA, 843 nt
Organism: Aspergillus lentulus
Lineage: Eukaryota; Fungi; Ascomycota; Eurotiomycetes; Eurotiales; Aspergillaceae
Source: RefSeq, a predicted model, not a curated record